AUGGAGGGCCGAGGAUUGACUUUGCGAAGUAAAUCUCGCCGGCAGCGGCCUCAGAUCAGUGCUCCUAAGCCUAUCUCCGGGCCAUUGCCUGCGAAUACCAGGUCACCCGAGUCCAGCCAGGCCGAUGUCCCCUCUACUCGAGAGCGGGCACCCCCAAACGAUGCGACUUCGGAUUUAGUGAAACGACGAUACUCGACGCGAUUCAACAAUGUGCCUGAGUUCGAUGCCGGUGCUCCCCCUGUUCCGGCACUCCCAACACAGAUGCCUGGAGGGUUCGGCCUACCUCCACAAGCUGUGCUGAGACAACCAUCCCCAGCCGAUCCCAAUUCCCCGGUGCCGAAAGUAGAUCUCAAUGUGCUACGAGACCCCAGUCUUCCAGUUGAUCGAUAUGUCGCCAGCCUUCUCGCCAACGCGUCCGAGGAAGACAUCCAGAAAUACCAAGAAAGUCUGCGCAAAGUCAAGAACCGAACCUCUACCGACUUGCAACAGAAUGUCUACCAGAACCGCACUCAAUUCAUAAAGAUCAGUAAAGAGGCCGAGAAGCUCAAGGAUGAAAUGCGGACUCUUCGUACCCUCAUGGCGGAGCUUACAACGGCGCUGGGACAAACAAGCGUGGGAAAUACACCAAACCCUAUGUCCCCAGUCGAGGACUCUUUCCCAAAGCGCAAUGCCAACCGUAGUUCGGUCGCCAACUUGGAGAGCAUGUGGAGUGUGCAGCUCCAGACCCUAUGGAAGACGGUUGAAGGAUCGCAGAAGUUCCUACCCGCGGUGCCCGGACGGCACAUUGUCCUAGAGACAGGCAACUGGGCUGAGCUGGACUCAGCCACGUGGAAACCGAGACGGCCUGUCCACCUGGUGCUAUUAAAUGACCAUCUCCUUGUAGCAGCGAAGAAGCGCAAGCGAGUCGACCAAAGCCACCCUCACCAUCGCGGGCCCGUUCCAACAAAGCUAGUAGCGGAAGACUGUUGGCCUCUACAGGACAUCGACAUGAUCGAUCUUGGGGCUAAUUUGGGAACUGGAGAAGCACGUGAAGAAGCUUUAGACCGGGGCAUUGGUAAUGCCAUUACCAUCCGAGUUGGGUCAUCCAAGCCCUUCACUUACAGAAAUGAUAAGCGCGAUCCGUCGUUCAAACAAGAAUUGCUGGCAACCUUCCGCAAAACCGUCGAGGAUCUACGCCGUAACUUGCGAUCGGAGACUGAGGCGGCCAGCAAGCCUUUGGAAGGAUAUGGAUACCUCGCUGGCCGACACCUUUCGCAUUCACAAAAGGCAGAGUCAUUCGACCUUCCGGAUUCCACCAGGGACAAGUCUGAUUUGCGAAUCGACGUGGAUGGUAAACAACAGAACCUCCGGUGGGUGGAAGGACAGGUAGAUGAGCUUGAUAUCGAUAUCGCUUUACAGCGAUUCGAGGCAUCUGUGGCCAGCAUCGAAAGGUUACGGAAACUGGCCAAGGGACUGAAGGGCAACACUAUCGCACAAGAUGUCAUCAAUGUCAAGGUUGAUGGACGAGCAACUCGAUUGGGUGGCAUUCUCUCACGGGCGCUCGUGGACAAGCAUUCUUUCCCAGCGGCAACCAAAACCCAUGUCAGUUGGUUGACCCGCUUAGGGUUUGAGGAUCAGGCGCGCGAGACUUAUCUGAAAGCUCGCUCCGACGUGAUUGCUCAGCGCAUCCGAGCUUGCAUUUUCGAGGGUGAUCUUCCUCUAUACAUCUUCCAGAUUUCCUACGUCUACUUCACUCUCAUCAAGAAUACCAUUGGCAUUUACCAGCAAUGCUUCCCUAGCGUCAUGAGCAGUUCUUGUAUCCGAUGGGCUAAGCAUCAUCUGGAUGGAUUCAAUGCUCUGCUUAGUCGACAGCUCAGCAGCGUGCAGCGGGGCACCUCUGUCUGGCAAAAGUGCCUCGACAUAGUGCACGAGCAUGCAGCUCUCUUGAUGGAAGUCGGUGUGGAUUUUACGGACUUGGUGGCUCGAGGGUUGGAGGAGAAUGGCGAGGGUUCGCCUGACGGGCCUCGCACCGUUCAGCCAGGAGAGCUAGCGCAAGCACCCUCUCCAGCUACCAUGAUCUAG
Penicillium antarcticum is the source of this 2061-nucleotide messenger RNA. RefSeq names its product exocyst subunit EXO84. Bases 1 to 2061 code for a protein of 686 amino acids. Gene Ontology annotation, biological process: intracellular protein localization; Golgi to plasma membrane transport; exocytosis. The record is from RefSeq and is a predicted model, not a curated record. Lineage: Eukaryota; Fungi; Ascomycota; Eurotiomycetes; Eurotiales; Aspergillaceae. The transcript is spliced from 3 exons. Gene Ontology annotation, cellular component: exocyst.